AUGUCGUGCAUACUUGGUGAUUCAUGUAAAGCCACCUCCGACUGUGCAGCUGUUUCUAACUCGAAAUGUGAUACUAACUGUGUUUGUGAUGACGCGUUCAAAGUAUCGGAUGGAAGCUGCGUAGCUAAAGCUGUGAACGAAAUUCCAUGCACAGACAAAGGAGACGAAUGUGAAAGUAUUGACAAUGCUCUGUGUGAUGCGGGGACUGACAAAUGUCAGUGCAGUCCGAAUUUUGUGAUGAACGUUGCCACAUGUGAACCGAACACUGCUGCAUCUAUAAGAGUAGGGGCUACGACACUAGUAUUGUCUGUUUUUGCAGCAAUUUGGGCGAUAUUCAGAUAAACAUGACUGUGAGUACCUUUAAUUGUAAAACUUUAUAGUUAAAGUGAUAAUAUUUUC
Mercenaria mercenaria is the source of this 399-nucleotide messenger RNA. RefSeq lists its product as uncharacterized. The record is from RefSeq and is a predicted model, not a curated record. The transcript is spliced from 4 exons. The coding region runs from base 1 to 342 and encodes 113 amino acids. NCBI's taxonomy places the organism in Eukaryota, Metazoa, Mollusca, Bivalvia, Venerida, Veneridae.